Messenger RNA from Clonostachys rhizophaga, 741 nucleotides. Lineage: Eukaryota; Fungi; Ascomycota; Sordariomycetes; Hypocreales; Bionectriaceae. The record is from the annotation of a GenBank genome assembly.
AUGGUUGCUAUUAAGAAUCUCACGGCCAUCCUCUUGGGUGUCGCCAGCGUGGCAGUCGCCCUGCCCGUUUCUAGCCUGGUCGAAGCUCGUGACAUCGCCCUCAACGAUCAAGACCUAGACGUUCGCGGCCCUCCCCAGCCUGGCCACCUCCACCGUGCCAAGUCUCUUAGCCACCACCGCCGUGAAGAACUUGAGGAGCGUGCUCCUCCCGCACCUGGCCACCUUCAGCGUGCUAAGUCUCUUAGCCACCACCGCCGUGAUGAGCUUGAGGAGCGCGCUCCUCCCGCACCCGGCCAUCUCCAGAGGGCCAAGUCUCUGAGCCACCAUCGCCGUGAAGAACUCGAGGAGCGCGCUCCUCCCGGACCUGGUCAUCUACAGAGGGCCAAGUCUCUCAGUCACCACCGCCGUGCUCCUCCCGCACCUGGCCACCUUCAGCGUGCUAAGUCUCUUAGUCACCACCGCCGUGAUGAGCUUGAGGAGCGCGCUCCUCCCGCACCCGGCCAUCUCCAGAGGGCCAAGUCUCUCAGCCACCACCGCCGUGCUCCUCCCGCACCUGGCCACCUGCAGCGUGCUAAGUCUCUGAGCCACCACCGACGUGCUCCUCCUGCACCUGGCCACCUGCAGCGUGCCAAGUCUCUCAGCCACCACCGUCGUGCUCCUCCCGCCCCUGGCCAUCUCCAGAGGGCCAAGUCCCUGAGCCACCAUCGCCGUGAAGAAGAGUCCUUUGAGGACUCCUUCUAA